Messenger RNA from Aplosporella prunicola CBS 121167, 263 nucleotides. RefSeq lists its product as uncharacterized. NCBI's taxonomy places the organism in Eukaryota, Fungi, Ascomycota, Dothideomycetes, Botryosphaeriales, Aplosporellaceae. The record is from RefSeq and is a predicted model, not a curated record. The transcript has a single exon. Bases 70 to 225 code for a protein of 51 amino acids.
GAAACUGCCUGAAACGCGGCAUAUACCUUCCUGUGCCUGUUUAGUUAUGUAUAGCUGAGUGGAUUCUUAAUGGUCUACAUGUCUCCGCUCUCCACAUAUCCAUGCUCGCCCUUUGCCGCUCGGAUAUUUACACUCCUUGUAAUCGUAAUUACUCUCUAUUAUAUCGCACAACACCUCCACGAAUCUUUACAAAGCCGUCCUAACUUAUUCGAAAAUAGUAACUAAUCAAACAUCUCAACCCUUCUCUCACAAAACAACCUCCA